Molecule: messenger RNA, 1689 nt
Organism: Penicillium paradoxum
Lineage: Eukaryota; Fungi; Ascomycota; Eurotiomycetes; Eurotiales; Aspergillaceae
Product: cytochrome P450
Exons: 2
Coding region: 1-1689 (562 amino acids)
Molecular function (GO): heme binding; iron ion binding; oxidoreductase activity, acting on paired donors, with incorporation or reduction of molecular oxygen
Source: RefSeq, a predicted model, not a curated record
AUGCCUGUCGCACUAGCACCACCACAGAACUCCGGUCCAGUGUUCUACUUGAUCGGAGAUGAAGUAUCAACCGCCCAGUCUGUAACACUUGAUGCCAAGUGGAAGCUGGAAGAUGUUAAGCGUGCCGUGGGAGCAGUAUUCCAUGUGGCUGCACCACUAGGAUUGACCUUCCACCUCGGUGAUAACGAACAAGAGCUUUCCACAGUCGAAGAGAUCCUCCGCGCGCCCUCAUCACAAACCACACCUAUCGGUCUCCGUGUCGAUGGACAGGCAGUUCAAAAUCCCCAAGGUCCCGACGGCUUGCCUCUCGUCGGCAGCUUCUACGAGAUCUUCCCCGAUCACCUCGGUAACCACUAUCGUCUCUUCCGCAAAUACGGCCAUGUCAUCAAGACCACGAACAUGGGCAAGACCACAUACUUGACCGAUAGCCCCGAAGUGGCAGCCGUUGCUCUGACCGAGUCUGUCUAUAUGACCAAGAAGAUCAACGAGAGCCACCCUCUCUGGGGCGUUAAGGAUAACACAGCUAUCUUCAUUGGAGAUACUGAGACCGAGAACUGGCGGUUGGCUCACAAGUUCUUGCCUCCUGCCAUGGGCCCUAAGGCAGUUCGUCAUUACACCCCGUUGAUGCAAGAGUGUGCGCGCAAGUCCUUCGCAGUCUUCGAUGAGCUUGAUGCUCGUGGCCAGUCCUGGAACGCCUACCAGUACAUGGUGAAGCUUGCCUCCCAAACCGUCGGAAAGUUCUCCCUGAAUGCCGACUUCGAACACUUCAACGCUGUCGAUUCUCCAUUGCACCCUAUUGUCACCAACAUCGCCAGCUUGCUAUCUCUUAACAAGAAGAUUACCUCUCGAGGUGAAUGGUACCGUCACCUGCCCUUUGGCGAUCCCGCUCGUCUUAAGCUUGUCCAGAAGACCAUCUACACUCUUCUCCAGGAGAAGAUUGAACUCGUCAAGGGUUCCGGCAUUGAAGGCAUGCCUAUGGCUCAGGCCGCAACCGAGGCAUCCUGCGUGGUCGACUACCUCCUCAACACCGUUGACGAAAAGGGCGAAAAGUUCCCCGAAGGCCUGAUCGUCGCCAACAUGCUCAUUGUCACAGGUGCUGGAUUCACCACCACCUCGGCUCUGAUGUCAUGGCUCCUUUACUGCCUUGUCACCUACGAAGGCGCCCAAGACCGUCUAUACGCAGAACUGUGUGAGCGCGGCGUUGCCAAUGGCGACGUUGAAUGGACUCCCGAGUUUGCCCACAGCCUGUCGUUCCUUGACUGCUUCGUCAAGGAAACCCAGCGUCUGCACAACGCCUCCUUCCAGCCCGGCCGCACAACCAAAACCGACGUUGUUCUGCCUGGUGGCUACCGUCUUCCCCCCGACAGUGUUAUUAUCCCCAACCUGUACGCUAUUCACACCAACCCCGAAGUCUGGCGUGAUCCCUUCCACUUCGACCCCGAUCGCUGGUCUUCUGAUGAGACCAAGGACAAGCACCGUUGCGCUUAUAUUCCUUUCGCUACUGGUCCUCGUGGCUGCAUUGGAUUCAACUUUGCACUGCUCGAGGUUAAGAUCUUGUUGUCGGAGCUUGUCUCUCGCUAUGAGUUCACACGGGAGGGUCUUGAGGCUAUCGACUAUGAUCCCGAGUUCCAGUUGAUCCGCCCAUUGAACUUCUACGUUCGGGCUAAAAAGAGAACUACCACUGCUUAG